AUGGCCUAUAACUCAUACGGAGACUUAGUGCCAGCCGUACCAUAUGGACACCCUCCAGGUUUUGGAUCAUUUUCUGCCCAAACUGGUGCUCCAACAGGAAUGGGCCCUCCGCCAGGAAUAGGCAUGUCGGCGCCUGGUACGGCUCCACCACUUGGAGCUCAACAUGUCAACAUUGCUCCAUCAAAUAGGCCAAAUGGCUUACCUGCUAGCUUUCAGGGUCCCACUAACAUGCCUAACAUCAACUUUUCUGCACCUGUUAUACGACUGGGCACCGGACCAAUGAAACAAAAUACUCAACUAAGUGGGGCUGGAGGACAAAGUCAAGAAUCUAAGUCUGCGGGGAUCAGAGCCGGGCUUGGAAUCGAUCGAGGAGUUGAAGCACAGCGCCAGGCCUUAAUGUCUCUUAUACCACCGACUAAAGAGGAAAUAGUUCGCACAAUAUUCAUAGGAGGUAUAACAGAAGGGGUAGGGGAUGAAGGAAUUGAACGCAUCUUAAGUAUGGUGGGCCGGUUGAGAAGAUGGGACAGAGCGACCGAAGCUGAUGGAAAGCCAUGCUCUUUUGGAUUUGCUCAGUAUGACGACCCGGAGAGUUUAUCUACAGCUGUCAAUAUCUUGAAAGACGUUGAGAUACCUCUCAAGAAGCAAUCGGCAAAAGAUGGGGCGCAGACAGAAAAAGAUAUGGCAAAGAUAGAAAAGGGGACUCUACUUGUCUUUGUGGAUGAUAACUCGUGGGAGUAUCUCAAAAAUUGGGAGGCUCACGGCCGUGAUGAAGCUGUCGUAAAAGCUAGGCUAGACUCUGCCAGGGUCGCCCUGAAAGUUGCCAUUCAUGAGCUUUUUAAUCCCCCCCAGUUCGUAAAAUCAGAUGAAAUUGGAGACCCUCACACAAUUCAGGAGUCAGAUCAUACAGAUAAUGUCGAAGUGGUAAAUAUUCCUCUGGCAAUGGAUGAUGAACUAGCCGAUAUUCCAGUGGAAAUGCGGGAGACGGUAGCUCAAGAAAUCGCCGCAUUCAGGGAUAGAAGCAAUAGAAGAGAUAUGGAAAGAUUAAAGCGAGAAGAAGAUUCUGAAGCUUUGGAGAGACAGCGUAAUGGAGCCUCACGUACAUCAAGGCUUUCUUCGCCAGGCCCUAAAGUCCCAAAUGGUCCUGCCGCUGGAACAAAUAAUAUCCCUCUAGGCCCUCGAGGUAUCCCAAAAGCGCCAUCGGGACCCAAAAUUUCCUCUCAAGCUCCCCGAGACUAUCAAAGAAAUAUACCUUUCGUUAACGUUAGCGGUGUUAAUGGAGCUAUAUCUGGAGGUGUAUGGGUAGACCGUGAAGACGAGGAUGACCCUGCUAGCGAUGAAGAGCUUGAACGCCGACGGAAAGCGAAGAGAGAAUCUGAAUUAGAAAAACAUUUCUUGGAUCAGGAGCGACGCUGGCUAAAUCGCGAACGAUCAAGAACUGCUGCAGUUCAAAGAGAGAAAGAGCGUGAAGAGGAAGAUGAAUUGAAAGAGAAAUCUGAAAGAGAAAAAUUAAGUCAGCGGCUCCGAGAGUGGAACGACGAUGUCGAAUCUACCCGAAAGAUAGAAGGUUACUAUGCCGAUCGUAGUAUCUGGAUCCGCAACCGAGCAGCAUUUCGUGCGAGAGAGGCAGCAGCUGACGAGCGUGAUCGACUCAAUGAACAUCAAGAGUCUGAACAAGAAUUGGCCGAUAAAGAGCAAGCUCAUAGUACAAAUAGAUCGCCAGCCCAACGUGUACCUGAAGACCUAAAGUCAAGGCCAGAAUUGGGCAAGAUUCAACAGCCAUUCAAGUUAUCACUGGGUGCUGCUGCUCAAAAGAUCCUGAAGGAAAAGGCAGCUCCACCCCGACGCACUGUAGCCGAAGUUGAAGGGCUAUUGGAAGAUGAGGAGGAUGUUGAUAAGGUCUCUAAGCGUAUCCUUGUUCCAAUUAAAUUUGACCCAGCUCUAAACUCCUCGUCUAAUCUGACGGACGAAGAAAGAGAUCAGGCAAUUCGACAGCUAGCUUCUCGAAUACCCACCGAAAAAGAAGGACUAUGGAAUUGGGAAAUAAAAUGGAAUUUAGUGGACGAUUCUGUAAUCGUUGAGAAAUUAAGACCGUUCAUCGAAAAGAAGAUUGUUGAAUACCUUGGUGUGCAAGAGCAAUUGCUCGUAGAAGUUGUAGAAGGGCAUAUUCGAGAAAGAGGAAAGCCUCAGGACUUGGUUGAACAACUUGAAGGUGCAUUAGAUGAUGAAGCUGAGGUCUUGGUUAAAAAACUCUGGCGGAUGGUUGUCUUUUACUCCGAGAGUGAAGCUAAAGGUUUAACGGCUUGA
Messenger RNA from Blumeria graminis f. sp. triticale, 2304 nucleotides. NCBI's taxonomy places the organism in Eukaryota, Fungi, Ascomycota, Leotiomycetes, Helotiales, Erysiphaceae. The record is from the annotation of a GenBank genome assembly.